Molecule: messenger RNA, 729 nt
Organism: Trypanosoma theileri
Lineage: Eukaryota; Euglenozoa; Kinetoplastea; Trypanosomatida; Trypanosomatidae
Exons: 1
Coding region: 1-729 (242 amino acids)
Source: RefSeq, a predicted model, not a curated record
AUGCAAGAGAAGAAAGGACGCCAGAAGAGUAGUCGAAAAGAACGUGGUAGUAGUGAAACACCCAUAAAAACUGAUAGCUCCCGAUCACGCAAUGAGUCAUCAGCUACUCGAAGCGAUAGCAUAGAGACUGCUGUAAAACCGAUACAGAAGGAAAAGAAAAAAACAGAGCAAAAGAAAAGCGGUAAUAGACUGUAUUUCAACAAAAUAAGAUUUUGUCAUACUGUUGGAUUUAUCUGCGCUGUUGUGGUAGCUAUAGUCUUUUUUUAUUUCUUCAAUGAGGAUUUAAAUCAGAGCUUUCCUUGCCAUUGUUGCACAUCAACGGAGCCGUUAGUGUCUGCCUUUUCGACAAAGAGGUUUGGACUCACUGGCAUCCAUCUGCAGCGCAUGAACUCUGCUUUGGUUGAAAAGCAACUCUCUACCCUUCCCAAGUGUGUCACGCUUCAUCGAUUAACUACUCCAUUUGACAGUGUUACUUCGUUUUUGCAGCGUCUCAAGAGAGACGCUGCUGCUAAUAGAUGUGUUCUUUGGUUUGUUGAGGAUGUGGGAGUAGUACGAGGUGUGGGGAACUCACUGAAAGAACUUUUUGAGGACAAUGCUUUAAGGGGGGAACCUGUUUUACCCAGAGGCUCCCGUGGACUGUUUGUUGUAAAUUCAGAGAAAAGUCGUGAAGAGCUAAAGGAUAUACUUCCGCACCGUGUAGUGCAUAUGUUGCACACAAUAAAAGUGUAA